This is a messenger RNA of Annulohypoxylon truncatum, 825 nucleotides long. RefSeq names its product Isochorismatase hydrolase. NCBI's taxonomy places the organism in Eukaryota, Fungi, Ascomycota, Sordariomycetes, Xylariales, Hypoxylaceae. The transcript is spliced from 3 exons. The record is from RefSeq and is a predicted model, not a curated record. Bases 1 to 825 code for a protein of 274 amino acids.
AUGCAACCGACUCUGACAUUUGGGCCUAAGGGCGACGAAUGGACAUACAACCGUGACACCAAGACGUACGAUCUCACCCGCGGGGUUUCCUCGCCCGGCUUCACUAUUCGUACAACGCAGGGACCUCCGAAUGCAUCAAUCGCAUUGGCGCCAGCCUUGAGCGCUCUAGUCGUAGUUGAUAUGCAGAAUUUCUUUCUGCAUCCGAGGUGUAAUGACCACCCUACCGGCUUAGCUGCAGCAGAUCACACCCUCGAGGUCAUCAAGAAAUGUCGAGAGGUUGACGUCAAGGUACAGCAGAAGGCGUCGAUCAUCUGGCUCAAUUGGGGGCUGAACGAUGGCGACCUGAGCGCCAUGCCCGCAGCCACUGAGCGCAGCUUCGCUAGCAGCCUCAUUACUCCACCCAAAGACGAUAAAUAUGCCAGGAACGGGUUCGGUUCCGACAUGGGCGACGGGAGAGGCCGUCUGCUGAUGGAGGGUUCUUGGAAUGCGAAGCUCUACGAUCCCCUGCAGGAUGCCAGCCGCGCGGACUUGGACGUGUUUUGCAGUAAGAAUCGCAUCUCGGGCUUCUGGCACGGGGAGACGCCGCUCGCGAAGGAGCUCGCCGCUGGCGGGUAUCGCACGCUCUUGUUCGCCGGCGUUAAUACGGAUCAAUGCGUGUUGGGAACUUUGGCCGAUGCGUAUUAUCGCGGAUGGGACUGCAUCAUGGUCGAAGACUGCUGUGCUACGACGACUCCGGGAGGGCAGGACGUCACGGUUUACAAUACAUCGAAUGGAUAUGGAUUUGUCGUCGACAGUAAGAGCAUCGUCGAGGGUACACUUGCGUAA